This is a messenger RNA of Eruca vesicaria subsp. sativa (arugula), 333 nucleotides long. Lineage: Eukaryota; Viridiplantae; Streptophyta; Magnoliopsida; Brassicales; Brassicaceae. The record is from the annotation of a GenBank genome assembly.
AUGGAAGGGAAAGUUAAAGAAGAAGAACCGAAGAGGACGAUGCCAAUGAAGAUCAACAAACUUAAGGAGACACAUCAAGACAUAAGCCAAGAAGACGCUAAACGACAAGAAGCUUACAACAUGUCUCCACGUGUACGUGGUGGUGGUGGCCCGGCGGGUAUGGUGAAGUCAUCGAGCGUGAGGCAAAACUGUUUAUGUGCACCAACAACACACCCUGGCUCCUUUAGGUGUCGUUACCACCGUCGUAACGCUGCACUCGGAAUGUCACGUGGCAUAUCUGUUCCCUCUAACCUUUUCAUGUUGGGAGGAGGAGGCUCUCCUCCUAAGUCCUAA